Messenger RNA from Cucurbita pepo subsp. pepo (vegetable marrow), 1673 nucleotides. The record is from RefSeq and is a predicted model, not a curated record. Lineage: Eukaryota; Viridiplantae; Streptophyta; Magnoliopsida; Cucurbitales; Cucurbitaceae.
AAACUGAGAUUUCUUAUGGGACGAGGAGCCUCCAUGGACCGACCCUCGAUCCCGAGAGGUAUAAGUAAAUGGAAUGAUAUGAGAUUAUUGAUAUUUUGAAAAAGAAAAAAAAAAUCCAAAAAAGGAAAAGGCCUAAUAAAGAAAUUUCUUUUGAAAAAAAAUAGAAAAAUGAAAAACAUGGAAACCGCGCGAAACUACUUCCACUAAAACGUCGAUGAUGAGCGAUAUGUUAUCGUAGCCUUACCAAAACAAGAAGGUGGGUUCGUGAAGCAAGGGGCACCGAUCGGAUGAGAUCCAUCGAUCAGAAAUAAAUAAUACUCACGGGACAACGAGCUCGACGGGUAGAAUGCAGCAAGGAAAUUCUGAUUCGUCCACCCCACCCAAGAAAUCGAAGAAACCCAAAUAUUCUAGAUUUACACAGCAAGAACUUCCUGCUUGCAAACCAAUUCUAACACCAGGAUGGGUUAUAACAUCCUUUGUUGCUGUUGGCAUUAUCUUCAUCCCCAUUGGCAUUGCUUCCUUAUUUGCAUCAGAACAAGUUGUUGAAAUUGUGGACCACUACGACCAAGAAUGCCUUCCUCCUGAGUAUCUCAGCGAUCCUCUUACGUUUAUUAAAAACAGUAAAACUAAUAAAACCUGUAGUAGGAGGUUGACUGUUCCUAAACCAAUGAAAGGUCCGGUUUAUGUCUACUAUCAGCUUGAUAACUUCUAUCAAAAUCACCGACGUUAUGUAAAAAGCAGAAGUGAUAAACAAUUACGAAGCAAGGCAGCUGAAGCAAAUACAAAAACAUGUGCACCAGAAGCGACCAUUGGGACAGGGGAUCCAAUUGUCCCUUGUGGCCUCAUUGCAUGGAGUUUGUUCAACGACACGUAUGGUUUUUCCUUGAAGAACAAGGUACUUCCCGUCAGCAAGAAGGACAUUGCCUGGAAAAGUGACCAAGAAAAAAAGUUUGGAUCUGAUGUCUAUCCUAAAAAUUUCCAGAGUGGAAGUUUGAUUGGUGGUGCAAAACUAAAUGCGAGCAUACCACUGAGCCAGCAAGAGGAUCUUAUUGUUUGGAUGCGAACAGCUGCAUUGCCCACCUUCAGGAAACUAUAUGGGAAGAUAGAAGCAGACUUUGAAGCUAAUGAUAUAAUAACAGUGGUGAUAGAAAACAACUAUAAUACUUAUAGCUUCGGUGGUAAAAAGAAGCUGGUCCUUUCAACCACCAGUUGGAUUGGUGGGAAGAAUGAUUUUCUAGGCAUAGCUUAUCUUUGUGUUGGAGGACUCUGCUUGUUUUUAGCAAUAACCUUCAUACUCCUUUACGUCAUCAAGCCAAGGCCUCUUGGUGAUCCAUCCUAUUUGUCCUGGAACAGAAAUGCAGCAGGGCAGUUAAGCUAAGCAUCUCUUCUGCACCAAAUUCUCUUCUAAUGCUCAAUGGUUUAAGGUAAUAGAAUGAGGGGAGGAGGUCUAAAGGUGUUGAAAGCUACUGGUAAUUAAAGAAGCCUACUUUAUUUUUCUGGUAGCUUAGACUUUGGUUUAUAAUAUAUGUAUAUCUUUGGACCGUGUCUCAUUUACUGAAUUCACAGAUGAAAACGAUUCGAUGUAAGCUCAAUAUUAAGGUGGGGAAAUGAAAUUUAUAAUCUCCUCUUGUUGAAAAAAGCUGGGGAUUGAGGGUGCUACCCUUGCUUUGCUA